UGUCCUAGAAUUGCUUUGUAGACCAGGCUGGCCUUGAACUCACAGAGAUCCACCUGUCUCUGCCUCCCUGAGUGCUGGGAUUAUAGGUCUGUGCCACCACGCCUGGCUCCAAAAGUAAAAAAAAAAAAAAAAAAAAAAAAGCCAGGUAUUGUGGCACAUGCCUUACUUGCUUUUUAAAUAGACAAAGCACAUCUGUUCCAAGACCUCUGCAUCUAUCACUUAUCUGACAGCCUUCCUUUGGAUAUUUACAUAACUUGCUUCCUCAUAUCUUGCAUGUGCAUAUACACAUGUGUUUACCCAUACAUUCUCAGAACUUGAGAGGCAGAAUUCAAGACCAGUGUGUUCUACAUCAUUCCAGUCUAGUCCAGGGUUAAAUAGUGAGACCCUGUCGUUUGUUACAAAAGAUUGAUUUAUUUGGGAUAUGACCAGGAGAUGGCUUGGCAUUUACAGGUACUUGAUGCUCUUUUGGUUUGGUUUGUUUGGUUUUGAUUUUUUUUAGACAGGGUUUCUCUGUGUAGCCUUGGCUGUUCUGAGCUCACUUUGUAGACCAGGCUGGCCUCGAACUCACAGCAGUCUGCCUGCCUCUGCCUCCCUGAGUUCUGGGAUUAAAGGUGUGCACCACUGUGCUUGGCUACUUGAUGCUCUUACAGAGGAUCCAGGUUCGGUUCCUAGCACCACAUAUCGGGCAGCCCAUAGCCUCCAGUAACUAGCUACAAGAAAUCUGACACCCUCUUUAAGCACCUGCACACACAUGCAUGUAUACAUACAGAUGAACACAAACACAGAAAGGGGAGAGUAUCUCAUUUGUAGCAAUUUGGUUACCCCACUUUGAGUACUCUCUGUAGUACUCAGACUGAGAGAGUGGCAGAUGCUGAACUGCACGUGUUGGCAUAGACCUGUGGUUUAAGCUUUUCAAGGGCUGCCUGGCUAGAGAAUGAACUAGAGGGGAAGGAGAGAAAUCCAAGACUCCAGCUAAGGUUGAGUGCAUGAGAAUCCCAACUGUGAGUCAGAAUACUGAAGUACUUGUAGUUGAAGGUGAUAAAUGGUAUGUCGGGGUGGGAUAUGUGUAUGCAGCACACACAGUGAUACACUCUUGUCAUUGGAAGAGCUCUUUGAGAUGAUGGCAUUCAUGGGGAGACUUGAAGGAUAAGAGGAAGCAAGCUAUGUAAAUAUUCAGAAGAGGACUGCCAGAUGAGUGAUAGGUAUAAAGGCCUUGAAGCAGAUGUGUGCUUAUGUGUUUAAGAAGCAAGCAAGGGGGCUGGAGAGAUGGCCCAGAGGUUAAGAGCACUGACUGCUCUUCCGAAGGUCCUGAGUUCAACUCCCAGCAACCACAUGGUGGCUCACAGCCAUCUAUAAUGAGUUCUGGUGCAUAAUAAGAUCUGGUGUAUGCAUAAUAAAUAAAUAAAAUCUUAAAAAAAAAAAAAGCAAGCAAGGGGGUCUGCAUGGCUGGAUCAGAGUAAUCCAGAAAAAGGGUAGAUGAGGUCAGGAAGGAAGGGAAGACAAGCAGAUAACAGGACUUUGCUAUACAUUAGAAGGAUUUUGAGGCUUUACACUGCAACAAAUGGGAAACCACUGUAGGGUCUAGAAUAGAGCAGUGAUACAAAUUGGUGUAGGAUUACCUUUAGCUGCUGUGAGGGAGAGAAUGAGAACAGAACCAGUGUAGAGCCUUUUUCUAUGACCUAGGGGAGAUGUCUGGACCCAUGGCGGUGAAGUUGGUGAGAAUGGCCUCAUUUGGGUAAGUUCAACUUUAGGCAAGUGGCUGAACUUCAGUGUUCUGGUUGGUGAGCAGCUAUUUAAUCCUAGGCUUACUGGCUUUUCAGCCCUCUUCAGACCCCUGUUCCUGUUCAGCCAAAGAACACUGAGUGCCUGUGCCCAUAGAGUAGUGGACCUAGGUGUGGUCAAGGGUAGAAGCUGACCGCAUGCCCUUUGGGCAGUCCUCAGGGCAGAAAACAAAUGGGCAAGUGACAUCUAGUGGAACUGCUAGGAAAAGCUCAAGUUUCUAUGUGGGUGCUGAGCAUCCACACUCAUUGCCACAGUGAAUCAGGCCUGAAGAAUGUCUGCAUAGGUUUAUAGCAGUCCUCACCCCCUACUCUCCCAUCACUUAGCCAUACUGGGGACUUCCUGGUUUUCUCUUUUUAUAAGAACUUCUAGUCUUACUAGGGACAUUGUCAGCCCUGUCCCCCUUUGAGAAGGCACACAAAAUGCCUAGGAUUUAGAGAGAAUGUACAUGAGCAAAUAUUGUGGAGAAUUCUAGGGUCCAGGGAGAUGGCUCAGUUGUUAAGUAAGAUACAUGCUAUACAAGCAUGAGGACAUGAGUUCAUGCAUACCAGCAUGAAUGUAAAACGUGGGUGUGGCAGCACAUGCUUGUAAUCAGCACUGCCAGACAAACAGGUCACUUGGAGCUCAUUAGCCAGGCAAAUUUCUCAGCUCAUUGAGUCCCAGGUGAACGUGAAAGAUCCUGUCUCAAAAAUAAGAUGAAGCUGGGUGUGCUAUAUGCAUGCCUUUAAUCCUAGUCCCUGGGAGGUAGAGACAGGCAGAUUUUUGUGAGUUCCAGGACAGCCAGGGCUAUGUAGAGGGAUCUUGUCUCAAGAAAUAAGACACCCACCAUCAAACUCGCCUCCACAUAUGUGUGUGGUCACAUACAUGGCGCACCAUGGACACACAUGCACACAGACACACUCCGAAGAGAAGUGCAGUGUCUAGGCCCUACAUAUCCUUCAGUGCUCCAGAGACUCUAGGGGAGAUAGAUCCAUGUUAGAAGAUAUUCACCAGAAGGCUGUGCAUACUGCCAGCCAAGAGUAAGCUUUCCCCCAGGCCCAACCUUUCAGAGUAGCAAGCAGCUUUGUGUACCCAGGCCAGAGUGGCUAGUUCCCAAAGGCCAUGCUCUAUGAUUAUACCUGUGAAAUCCUGCUUAGGUGGUAUCUUAGUAUAGGUUUGUACUACUAUGAUGAAACACCACAGCCAAAAGGAAAUUGGGGAGAAAAGGGUUUAUUUGGCUUACUGCAGGAAGUUAGGGCAAGAACCUGGAAGCAGGAACUGAUGCAGAAGCCAUGGAGGAGUUGCUUACUGGCUUGCUCAGCCUGCUUUCUUAUAGAAUCCAGGACCACCAACCUAGGGAUGGUUCUAUCCACAGUGGUCUGGGCCCCACAUCAAUCACUAAGAAAAUGCUCUACAGGCUUGCCUAGAGCCCAGUCUUACGGAGGCAUGUUCUCAGUUGGAGUUAUUUCCUAGAUGACUAGUCUGUGUCAAGUUGACAUAAAAUUAGUCUCCAUAGUCUAUGAGAGAUACCAGAUUAUAACUCAAAGAGAAGAAAGCAGGAGUGCCAUGCCCUGGCUGCUGGGAUGGGAACUGGACCCUACACCCAGAGAAUCUAGCCUGGCUGCCCUAUACCGGGCUGGCUGGCAGAGUGAGUAGCAAGACGUUCUUGUGAGUCCUGGCCCUAGAACACCUCUGGCUCUGGGCCAGCUACUGGUGUAGUAAGAAGACCCGCCACUGACAACCCAGAUCAUUGGGAAACUGGUGCUACCAGAGCUUGGGAGGUGUGAGACCAAGUCUGUGAGAGUGACAGGGUGGUUGGCAGCUAUGAAAUCCAGGAAAUACUGGCCUCUGAUUCCCCAGGGACAUGUUCUUGCCAGUCUUCAAGUUCCAAAGCUCCCACAUGGAUGCCUUGGCCCAAAUUAGGGGAGUGGCAGGCAGGAGAAAGUUGGAGACAUCAUUUGGAUAGCAUACAUACUCUGCUAUGCUAAUAAAUUCACAGGCGUCAGCCCAUGCCCUCUGGGAGUGAGGCAGCCUGGAGCCCUGACAGACCAAAUGAGGUAGGAUCUUGGGGUGGUUGUGGGCAGUUUAGUUUUGCUUUGGCAGAUGACAUUUUUCAGAGCUGGUACCCACAGGGAAGAAAAGCAGAACCUGUCACUUGAUACUUCUUUCCCCAUUUUGUUCAUGCUGCCCAGAGUAAACUUUUAGAUCUAGGUCAGUGUAGGAGCCUCCUCUCCUUGACCCCUGCUCAUUCAUGAGUCUCUGACUUUAGAAGUGGCAGUCAGGUGAAGGACAUGCCUUGGGCUGCCUAAGGCACCAGAUUCUUGAAAAAAAAAUUUUUUUUUUUUUUUACUCUAGCUUUAUUACUUUUUUAUGUGUAUGUGCUUGGAUGCAUGUACAGUGCAGUGUACAUGUGCAUACAUGCUUAAUACCCAGAAAGGCCAGAAGAGGGCAUCAGAUCCACUAGACUAAAGGUGAGCCACCAUGUGGAUGGAAGGAAUCAAACUCAGGUCCUCUGGAAGAACAGCAUGUAUGCUCUUCACCACUGAACCAUCUCUAUCCCCAUAGUAAAGUCUUGUAACCCUGCUUAUCUCUGCUGGUUCAAGAUGGCAAGGGUUGGGGGAGGCCCCAAAUCUGGGCUGCUUGCCUCUAUCUCUUCCAGGAACUAGAACAUUUUGGUGACAUGAGAAAUCAGAAGAGGGUCCCAGAUCUCAGCUCUUUUUCUGUUCCCUACCUUCAGAGGGCAGGAAAGGCAGCACCUGGAAGGUGACAAGACUGGGGAUAUCUAGGCUCAGUGUCCUGGGCAAAGCUGCAGAGUAGGAGGAGGCUAGGCUGUCCAAAGCUCUGUGUCCUUUUCAGAACAGGAACUUUCCCUAGGUGCCAUAAAACCUGUCUGUCCUCCCUGUUGAAUUUGCCUGUGGCCACAGCUCCACUCCUCCUAACCUGGUUGCUAGGAUUGAGUAUAGGACACUGUGUUAGUGGCAGGUGGGUACAGUACUAGGAGCUAGACCAUAGCGCCAAUCCAAGUGUAAAUGCAGGUCAGCCUUCAUGCAAGGGACUGAGACUAAGUCUGGACACGUCCUCAGCUAGUGCAUCCCUACCCCACCCUCCUGUCUUCCUGGUUCAGCCAGCCCAGCCCUGAAGAGAGUGUUGGCAACUGGAGCUGGGAAAAGAAUGGUAGAGCCAAGAACAACAGAGGCUCCGCUUGGGUGCUGUACAGAUCCUCUUCUGGCCUGUAGUAGCCCCUCCUUCUGCCUCAGCCCUUCCUAUUGUUAAUUCUUGGGCUCCUGUGCUAUCUUCCUUGCCCUACUUGCCUCCCUUUGCCAGACCCCAGGCUGGCCUUGCAGGUCACUUUAUCUUCUGCCUUUGGGUGGAACCUCCCUUUAACCUCAGGGUUCUCUGUCCUUUCCCAGUUCUCAGGGAAAUCCCUUCUGCAUCCAAAUGUUUCUGGGAGGUGUGUGGCUUCCUUCCUAGGUCCCUAACCCUGUCUGUCAGCUUUGGGGCUCUUCUGUCCUCCCUCCAUUCUGCUACAAUGACAAAGGCUGGGUCCCUGAGUCAGGGAGACAGUCAAAGGUACAAGAAUCCCUUUUUCAUGGAGGUCCCCAGUGAAAGGUAGGAUGCUGGAUCUAAGCUCUCUGUGCAGCAGAGUCCUCUUGGUGCAAGGGCUCAGGAGACACAAAUCCAACUCAACACAGCCAGCCUUUCUCUGGCUCAGAACAGCACUGCUACCUUCUGUAGAAGCAUCCAGCCCAAACUAGCUGGCUUUCACUUUGGAAGUGCAGGUCAGCAAACACUGACCCAGCAGAGACACUAAUACUGCUCUGAGUACCGACCUUGGCAGAGAAUCUUCGUGUUCCUGGUUAUGGGUGAGGGUGGGGAUUUUGUGACUUUUCUGCUCUCUGUGUUGGAGUCAGCCCUGAAGUCCUUCCAUGAAGGACUGGGUGGUUCCUUAUGCUCCAUAAAACCUCAGGAGAAGGGAUGUAGAAGGCAGAAGUGUCUCCUAUUCCAAGCCCCAUGGUGCAGCCAUCUAAGCACACACACUACCCUGCUUACACUUGUUCCUUGUUGCCAUCUCAGCCCAUCUCUGUUCCUCUGCUCUAAGCCUGAGAGCCACACAAUGGAACAAAGCCCCCGAAUGUUCCUUCACUCUUUGAGGUGGUGUGUUUCUUCCCCACUCUAUCCUCAGCUUCCCUAUGUUGCCUACAAACUCCUAAUGAGAGAGGGAUCCCCAAGAGGGGUAUGAUUGUGGGAAUGGGGUCACUUGGGGCAGAUUUGCAGCAGAUUUAGUUAUAAUUGAAAGGCCAGAGGCAACUGGAAAUUCCUUUCCUUAUUGAUCCUGGUGGGAAAUUAAAGCCAGUAGUUGGGCCUGGGGCUCUUAAUGGCUGCAGCUCCUCCUAUGGAACAGCUCUGGGACCCUAGCCUUUGACUCUUGUUAGAUGGAUACCCUAGCCUCCCUCCUAGUGCCUCCUAGGCCCCUUCAUCCCUGAGUGUCUUUUUUUCACCAGCUGGUCACAUACGCACCCCAUGCCUGCUAUUCCCCUGAAAUAAAAGAGCUGGUGGAGGUUGAAACCCCCAUCCCUAGCCAGUCCUCUCCUUUGGCAAAGUUGGGGUGCUUGGAGCUCUGGCUCUGAGCUGCCAAACCACAAACACAUCUGGAAAGAAUUCCCCGCCCAGUCCCACUUCCCUUUGUCUUCUGUCUCUGGAAAUCCUAGCCAGUUGCUAGAGGAGGGAGUGGGUGGGGGUGGGAUGAAGGGAAAGGAGAGGGCUAAGAGCUGCUACUCCCACCUGGGCAAACUACCUCCCAGCCCCCAGCCUCUGUGGGACCCUCCACCUGGCCUGUAUUCCUCUGAAUUGCCACCUCAGGCCUCUUUCCUAGGCUAGGUGCCAUCAUCCUGGUGACCAUCAAAAGGUCCUCAAAGCUGGAAAGAGUGAGGGGCUUUCCCUGCCCUUUUCUCUUAGAGGGAAAAUGCUACCCAAGUAGAAGAGUGGGCUCUUCUGCCUAUGGGCUCUGGGAGUCUGGAGAUGUGAAGUUGAACAUAAUGACCAGUAGACGAGGCAGGGAUACUGGAGGGGAGGGCAGCAGGCCCCUGUUUUCUGCCUUGUUCUGUCCUCAGGCCACUCCUCAUUUCUUGGGCUAGAAGCCAGAUUUCACUGUCAGAACCCGAAAUCAUUUUACUACAGGGAAGCUAAACUGGAGCUGGUAGGGCUGCAAGCUGUUCGUGCUUUCUUCCAGAAGCCUAUGCUUCCUAUACACACACCCUCACCCCCCAAAUGAGAGCUUCCCUUUAAAAUCUAGAGCCCUUGACCCAGGCCCGUGUGUCCCACUCCCUUCUGGGUGGUAGAGGCAGGAGGAUGUGUGUGUGUUGGGGGUGGGGGGAUUGUAUCCAGAAGCCCUCUGAGAAGCAACCUCCCUCCCUUAUACUCUCAAGUUUUCCACAUCCCAUUAUUAGGGAUGGCCUCUAUGCUUGCCUGAUUUUCAUGACGCUGUCUCGCCUUCGGUUGAGGUUAAUCCUCCAAGCCCUGUCCACAGCUCAAUUCGACCCUCACCAAAGUCUGCCAGGCCCAGUUCACCGGGUCAGGGCUGCCUGCUCCAACCUUGGCCACGCUGAAAAGGAGGGGCCAGACGGGGACCCUGUUUGAGAGCCUGUAGUUUGAGGGCUACAGGUUGGGGGUGAAAGCCGAAGCAAAGGAAACGGCGUUGUUUCUGGUUUGGGAUUACCCGCAUGCCUCGGAGGCCCCGCCUGUCCCUUCCGCUCCUGGUGUCUCGUCCUUUACGCUUGGGGUUUGGCCUACUUAAAAACCACCCUCGGGAAGACCCGGCCUGCCGCACUUUCAGCCCGGGAUGGGGACAUCUCAGACCCAGAACCACCCUCUCCAUACAGCCAACCUUCUCCCAACCCCUGUGGCAUCGGGGCACUCUGGAGGCUCAGCGUCCUCCCUCCUCCCCUUGUGGCCCAGAGAAGAGGAAGCUGAGCCACCCUUAAAGCGCCUUAAUAAAGAGUCAUGUCAAGUGAUUGGCUGUGACCUCUGUCCCCCUAGCCUCCAGCUUGAGGCUCCUGCUUAACCCUUCGUUGUCCGUUCAGUGUUUGGAGAGGAAUGAAUGAGUUGCCUUGUGUUCACUUCAGGAGUUUCCAGGCACUACUUGAACCCAGAGCUGAGUCAGGGGGUGGAGGACAGAGCCACACCUCCCAGUCAUUCAAAGGAAAGCUUGAAUUCUGAGCUGUUCCAUUGGAUACAGUUUAGGCUCUAGUGGGGUCCGAGUUCGACUGCGGGUUGCCAGGUCCCAGUUUCUGCUCGAGUGGGGUCUCCAGAUGUCUGGCGCCGAGCUGUCCAGAGCACCGAGGACCAGCAGGGACCUGGUAAAACGGGACCUGUGUUCGCCCUGCAGGCCGUGUGAGACCGGAGCAUCCGUGACCCAGGCCGAGCCGUGCUCUGUUCUUGCCGGAGGCGUUUUCUGACGCUUCCCGUCCACCUACUGAUGCGGGAGAAAGGUGGAAGGAUCAGUUCCGCAAAGGGGGCAGCGAGGUAUCUUUGGGCUAAAGAACUCAGCGCCCAGUGCUCCCGCUGAAGAUCUAAAGAAAGCCACUUUGCUGCCACCAUGCCUAACUUUUCUGGCAACUGGAAGAUCAUCCGAUCUGAAAACUUUGAGGAAUUGCUAAAAGCUCUGGGGGUGAAUGUGAUGCUGAGGAAGAUCGCAGUGGCUGCAGCAUCCAAGCCAGCUGUAGAAAUAAAGCAGGAGGGUGACACUUUCUACAUCAAAACUUCCACCACUGUGCGAACCACAGAGAUUAACUUCAAGAUUGGGGAGGAAUUUGAGGAGCAGACUGUGGAUGGGAGACCCUGUAAGAGUUUGGUAAAGUGGGAGAGCGAAAACAAAAUGGUGUGUGAGCAGAGACUUCUGAAGGGAGAGGGCCCCAAGACCUCCUGGACCAGAGAACUGACCAACGAUGGAGAGUUGAUCCUGGUGUGCUGGUACCUAUAAUCCCAGCACUCUGGGAGGCAGGCAGAUCUCUGUGAGUUCGAGACCAGCCUGGUCUACAAAGUGAGUCCAGGACAGCUAAGGCUACACAGAGAAACCCUGUCUUGAAAACAACAACAACAAAACCCACAAACAAACAAACGCCACAUUUCCCUGGCCCUGCCUGAGAAGAAAAGCCUAGGAAAGACUAGCCUGGGGCUGGAGAGAUGGCUCAGAGGUUAAGAACACUCACUGUUCUUCCAAAGGUCCUGAGUUCAAUUCCCAGCAACCACAUGGUGGCUCAAAACCAUCUAUAGUAAGAUGUGGUGUGAAUGCAGGAUGUUGUAUAAAUAAUAAAUAAAUCUUUAAAAAAAAAAAAAAAAAA
Meriones unguiculatus (Mongolian gerbil) is the source of this 9098-nucleotide messenger RNA. It is a transcript of the gene Crabp2, whose product is annotated as cellular retinoic acid binding protein 2. The record is from RefSeq and is a predicted model, not a curated record. Gene Ontology annotation, cellular component: nucleus; cytosol. Gene Ontology annotation, biological process: fatty acid transport. Bases 8354 to 8737 code for a protein of 127 amino acids. Lineage: Eukaryota; Metazoa; Chordata; Mammalia; Rodentia; Muridae. Gene Ontology annotation, molecular function: fatty acid binding. The transcript is spliced from 5 exons.